Messenger RNA from Callithrix jacchus (white-tufted-ear marmoset), 6556 nucleotides. NCBI's taxonomy places the organism in Eukaryota, Metazoa, Chordata, Mammalia, Primates, Cebidae. The record is from RefSeq and is a predicted model, not a curated record.
GCAGGAGAAUGGCUUGAAGCCAGGAUGCUGAGGUUGUAGUGAGCUUAUAUCGUGCCAUUGCACUCCAGCCUGGGCAAAAAGAGCAAAAGUUUGUGUUAAAAAAAAAUGAUGCCACCACUGUGUCCUCAGAAGGACUUCCUUCUGCUUUAAAUUUUCUCUACUGUCUCCAACUGCCACACAUGCCUCCGCUCUUGCCCCAUACAUACGUGACAGAUUUAAACCAGAUGCAGUCCACAUACUUUUUCUUCCUGUGGCUGCUUAUGAAAUCAUGAUUCAGGGCCUUAUUUCUUGAUUUUCUAAGACUUGUGAACAGGUGGUCAAACUGCAUUAGCAACAACUGGAGAGCAGAGAUUACUUAGUGGCUUGGAGAGGGACCAAGUAUCUUGUAAGCCUGGCUCUUCUAAUAUCAGUUUCCAAACAGGCAACUCCCAGGUCAUCUGGUGCCACCCAGGGCAGGGCAGGGCUGGAACUGGCGUUUGAAGGGUUGGGUCUGUAGGAAGAACCCACGCCUUGCUCUGGGAAGCGGCCUCAGGAAGCAGAGGCUGGGGACAGAAUCACUCAUGCGUUGCAGUUGUUCUGGGCAACAAAGCAAGGCGGAUACUUAUUCUGGUAGCAGGGUGGAGUCUGAACUGGGCAGUUGCCUCUGCUCCAGCCCCUUGUAGAAUUUCAGAGUCCCUGUUAACCACGGAGACAUGGGCUGGAAGCUGGAUGUGGGGGCAAGUGCGGCUUUGGAGACAGUGAAGUGAUGCGACCAAGUCCUCACAGCUAGCGAAAGUGGAGCCGGAAUUUAGGCUCUAGAGGUCUGAACCCAAACUCCUACACUCAACCAAGCUGCCUCCUCAGGGAAGGACCCUGCGUGGGAGCCCUGAAGAGUCACAGCAUCUAUGUGGACUUUUUUCUCCCCAGGUCCUUUGGCAAGAAGAGACUGAUAGGAGAGUAAAAAAUGUUUUGAUAACAUUGUACUGGCUGGGAAGAAAAGCACAAAGCAACCCCUACUAUAAUGGUCCCCAUCUUAAUUUGAAAGCAUUUGAGAAUCUUUUAGGACAAGUGUUGACGAAGGCACUCGAAGACUCCAGCUUCCUGAAAAGAAGUGGCAGGGACAGUGGCUACGGUGACAUCUGGUGUCCUGAACGUGGAGAAUUUCUUGCUCCUCCAAGACACCAUAAGAGAGAAGAUUCCUUUGAAAGCUUGGACUCUUUGGGUUCUAGGUCAUUGACAAGCUGCUCCUCUGAUCUCACGUUGAGAGGGGGACGUGAAGGUUUUGAAAGUGACACAGAUUCUGAAUUUACAUUCAAGAUGCAGGAUUAUAAUAAAGAUGAUAUGUCGUAUCGAAGGAUUUCAGCUGUUGAGCCAAAGACGGCAUUACCCUUCAAUCGCUUUUUACCCAACAAAAGUAGACAGCCAUCCUAUGUACCAGCACCUCUGAGGAAGAAGAAGCCGGACAAACAUGAGGAUAACAGGAGAAGCUGGGCAAGCCCAGUUUAUACAGAAGCAGAUGGAACAUUUUCAAGUAAUCAGAGGAGGACUUGGGGCACCAGUGUGGAGAACUGGCCAACUGUACAAGGAACUUCAAAGUCCUCUUGUUAUUUGGAAGAGGAAAAAGCAAAGACAAGGAGCAUACCCAACAUCAUAAAGGAUGAUCUUUAUGUGCGCAAGCUAAGUCCAGUCAUGCCAAACCCAGGGAAUGCUUUUGAUCAGUUUCUUCCCAAAUGUUGGACCCCAGAAGAUGUGAACUGGAAAAGAAUAAAAAGGGAAACUUAUAAGCCAUGGUAUAAGGAAUUUCAGGGAUUCAGUAAAAGGAAUUCAGACUCUGAGGAUGAGGACUCAGGUUCUGACAGAAGCGCCACCAUUUUUAGUAGAGCACGAAAGGCGGAGCAUAGGCUAGACGGCAACUGCCAAAGACCUUCACUCUUGCUGGAAUUAGCUACCAAACGGGCUGUAAAACCGCUGGACUCCCAUGCAGCCAGGAGAAGCAGUAGUGCUUCGGAUGAGCCCAGUCAGUUUUUACUGCUUCAGGCCCUCCAAACAUACUCUGAUGACAUCUUGUCUUCCGAAACACAUACCAAAAUUGAUCCCACUUCUGGCCCAAGGCUCAUAACCCGCAGGAAGAAUCUCUCUUAUGAACCGGGCUAUAAAAGAGAUGACUUCGAGAUGGCAGCCCUGGUUCCUGACUUAGAGAAUGAUGAUUUCUUUGUCAGAAAGACUGGGGCUUUCCAUGCAAAUCCAUAUGUUCUCCGAGCUUUUGAAGACUUUAGAAGGUUCUCUGAGGAAGAUGAUUCUGUAGAACGAGAUAUAAUUUUACAGUGUAGAGAAGGUGAACUUGUUCUUCCGGAUUUGGAAAAAGACGAUAUGAUCGUUCGCCGAAUUCCAGCACAGAAGAAAGAAGUGCCGCUGUCUGGGGCCCCAGAUAGAUACCACCCAGUCCCUUUCCCUGAACCCUGGACUCUUCCUCCAGAAAUGCAAGCAAAAUUUCUCUGUGUACUUGAAAGGACGUGCCCAUCCAAAGAAAAAAGUAAUAGCUGUAGAAUAUUAGUUCCUUCCUAUCGGCGGAAGAAAGAUGACAUGUUGACGCGUAAGAUUCAGUCGUGGAAACUGGGAACUACGGUGUCUCCCAUCAGUUUUACCCCUGGCCCCUGCAGUGAGGCUGACAUGCAGAGAUGGGAGGCCAUCCGGGAGGCCAGCAGACUUAGGCACAAGAAAAGGCUGAUGGUGGAGAGACUCUUUCAAAAGAUUUAUGGUGAGAAUGGGAGUAAGUCCAUGAGUGAUGUCAGCGCAGAGGAUGUUCAAAACUUGCGUCAGCUUCGUUACGAGGAGAUGCAAAAAUUAAAAUCACAAUUAAAAGAACAAGAUCAGAAAUGGCAGGAUGACCUUGCAAAAUGGAAAGAUCGUCGAAAAAGUUACACUUCAGAUCUGCAGAAGAAAAAAGAAGAGAGGGAAGAAAUUGAAAAGCAGGCACUUCAGAAGUCUGAGAGAAGCUCUAAGACGUUUAAGGAAAUGCUCCAGGACAGGGAAUCCCAAGAUCAAAAGUCUACAGUUCCAUCGAGGAGGAGAAUGUAUUCUUUUGAUGAUGUGCUGGAUGAAGAAAAGCGACCCCCCACACUGACGAUGUCAGAAGCAAGUUACCAGAGUGAGAGAGUAGAAGAGAAGGGAACAACUUAUCCUUCAGAAAUUCCUAAAGAAGAUUCUGCCAUUUUUGCAAAAAGAGAGGACAGUGUAACUACUGAAAUUCAGCUUCCUUCUCAAAGUCCCAUGGAGCAACAAUGUCCCGCUUCUUUGUCUUCUCUGAGUUCACUGAGCACACAAAUGGAGUCGACUCGUGUUUCAGCUUCUCUCCCCAGAAGUUACCAGAAAACUGAUACAGCCAGGUUAACAUCUGUGGUCACACCAAGACCUUUUGGCGCUCAGACAAGGGGAAUCUCAUCACUCCCCAGAUCUUACACGAUGGAUGAUGCUUGGAAGUAUAAUGGAGAUGUGGAAGACAUUAAGAGAACUCAAAACAGUGUGGUCAGCUCCCCUGCACCAAACCUGGAUGCAAGCCAACUGGCUUCAAGCUCAUCUAGCCAGAAACAGGUAGCUGCAGCAGAAGAUGUGACAAGGCUGCCCUCACCCAUAUCCCCCUUCUCGUCUCUUUCCCAAGACCAGGCUGCCACUUCUAAAGCUACGUUGUCUUCCACAUCUGGCCUUGAUUUAAUGUCUGAAUCUGGAGAAGGGGAAAACUCCCCCCAGAGUGAAGUCUCAACAUCCCAGGAUCAGUUCAGUGAUAUGAGAAUCAGCAUAAACCAGACGCCUGGGAAGAGUCUUGACUUUGGGUUUACAAUAAAAUGGGAUAUUCCUGGGCUCUUUGUAGCAUCAGUUGAAGCAGGUAGCCCAGCAGAAUUUUCUCAGCUACAGGUAGAUGAUGAAAUUAUUGCUAUUAACAACAUCAAGUUUCCAUAUAAGGAUACAAAAAAGUGGGAGGAAACCAUGGCUAAAGCUCAAGAAACUGGAAACCUAGUGAUGGAUGUGAGGCGCUAUGGAAAGGCUGACUGGGGCAAAGACCAACCUUCCCUGCCAUUUAUACGGCAUAAAACCCUCAAUCUCACCAGUAUGGCUACCAAAAUUAUAGGUUCACCUGAAACAAAGUGGAUUGAUGCAACUUCUGGAAUUUACAACUCAGAAAAAUCUUCAAAUCUGUCUGUAACAACUGAUUUCUCCGAAAGCCUUCACAGUUCUAAUAUUGAAUCCAAAGAAAUCAAUGGAAUCCAUGAUGAAAGCAAUGCUUUUGAAUCAAAAGCAUCUGAAUCCAUUUCUUUGAAAAACUUAAAAAGGCGAUCACAAUUUUUUGAACAAGGGACAUCAGGCUUUUCUUACAGCUCAUGGGUCUACCUCUGUGGAAGCUCUGAUUCUGUGGUUCCUGAUCUUCCAGUUCCAACCGUCAGUGCCCCGAGCCGCUGGGUGUGGGAUCAAGAGGAGGAGCGGAAGCGGCAGGAGAGGUGGCAGAAGGAGCAGGACCGCCUGCUGCAGGAAAAGUAUCAACGUGAGCAGGAGAAACUGAGGGAAGAGUGGCAAAGGGCCAAACAGGAGGCGGAGAGAGAGAAUUCCAAGUACUUGGAUGAGGAACUGAUGGUCCUAAACUCAAACAGCAUGUCUCUGACCACACGGGAGCCCUCUCUUGCCACUUGGGAAGCCACCUGGAGUGAAGGGUCCAAGUCUUCAGACAGGGAAGGAACCCGAGCAGGAGAAGAGGAGAGGAGACAGCCACAAGAGGAAGUUGUUUAUGAGGACCAAGAAAAGAAGCCACAGGAUCAACUUGUUCUUGAGAGAGAGAGGAAAUGGGAGCAACAGCUUCAGGAAGAGCAGGAGCGGAAGUGGCUGCAGGCUGAGGCUGAGGAGCAGAAGCGCCCUGCGGAGGAGCAGAAGCACCAGUCAGAGAGAGAGCGGGAAACAUCAGUCAGAAUAUACCAGUACAGGAGGCCCAUUGAUUCCUAUGACAUACCAAAGACAGAAGAAGAAUCUUCAGGUUUUCUUCCUGGUGACAAGAAUAAAUCCAGAUCUACUACUGAACUGGAUAAUUACUCCACAAAUAAAAAUGGAAGCAAUAAAUAUUUAGACCAAAUUGGGAACACGACCACUUCACAGAGGAGUUCCAAGAAAGAACAAGUACCAUCAGAAGCAGAGUUGGAGAGGCAACAAAUCCUUCAGGAAAUGAGGAAGCGAACACCCCUUCACAAUGACAACAGCUGGAUCCGACAGCGCAGUGCCAGUGUCAACAAAGAUCCGAUUUGUGUUCCUGGGGUCAUGAGAAGAGGCGAAUCUUUAGAUAACCUGGACUCCCCCAGAUCCAAUUCUUGGAGACAGCCUCCUUGGCUCAAUCAGCCCACAGGAUUCUAUGCUUCUUCCUCCGUGCAAGACUUUAGUCGCCCACCGCCUCAGCUGGUGUCCACAUCAAACCGUGCCUACAUGCGGAACCCCUCCUCCAGCGUGCCCCCGCCUUCAGCCAGCCCUGUGAAGACCUCCACCACAGGUGUGGCUGCCACACAGUCCCCCACCCCGAGAAGCCACUCCCCUUCAGCGUCACAGGCAGGCUCUCAGCUGCGCAACAGGUCAGUCAGUGGGAAGCGCAUAUGCUCCUACUGCAAUAACAUUCUGGGCAAAGGAGCCGCCAUGAUCAUCGAGUCCCUGGGUCUUUGUUAUCAUUUGCAUUGUUUUAAGUGUGUUGCCUGUCAGUGUGACCUCGGAGGCUCUUCCUCAGGAGCCGAAGUUAGAAUCAGAAACCACCAACUGUACUGCAAUGACUGCUAUCUCAGAUUCAAAUCUGGACGGCCAACCGCCAUGUGAUGUAAGCCUCCAUACGAGAGCACUGUUGCAGAUAGAAGAAGAGGGGGUUGCUGCUGAUGUAGAGCUAUAAAUAUGUGUUGUAUGUCCUUUUUGCUUUUUUUUUUAAAAAAAAAAUAACUUUUUUUUUUGCCUCUUUAGAUUAUAUAGAAACAUUGUAGUCUGUAGAGCUUGUAGUUUUGUUGUUUAUUUAUAAGGUAACUGUGUGUGGGGAAAGUGCGGUAUUUACUUGUUGAAUUCAGCAUCUUAAAAGCACAAGGGAAAAAAAAAUAAGAACUUAAGAAUAUUUUUGAGGCAGAUAAUGAUCUAGUUUGACUUUCUAGUUACUGGUGUUUUGAAGAGGAUAUUUUAUUGUUUUUUUUUAAAAAAGGUUCUUAAACAUUAUUUGAAAUAGUUAAUAUAAAUAUGUAAUUGCAUUUGCUCUGUUUAUUGUAAUGUAUUCUAAAUUAAUGCAGAACCAUAUGGAAAAUUUCAGUAAAAUCUACCCCCAAAUGUGCUUUCUGUAUCCUACCUUCUACAUAUGUAUUCUGAUUUUUAAAAAUGUAGCUAGUGUACCAUUUAUUUGCUUGAUGAGGGAGCUCUAUUUUCUUUACCAGAAAUGUUGCUAAGUAAUUCCCAAUAGAAAGCUGCUUAUUUUCGUUAAUGAAAAAUAACCAUGGUUUGUAUACUAGAAGUCUUCUCCAGAAACUCGUGAGCCUUUCUGUUCAACUGCAUUUGUAAAUAAACUUGCUGAUGCAUUUAA